This is a messenger RNA of Eremomyces bilateralis CBS 781.70, 1950 nucleotides long. RefSeq lists its product as uncharacterized. The record is from RefSeq and is a predicted model, not a curated record. Gene Ontology annotation, biological process: 7-methylguanosine mRNA capping; dephosphorylation. The coding region runs from base 1 to 1950 and encodes 649 amino acids. Gene Ontology annotation, molecular function: mRNA guanylyltransferase activity; phosphatase activity. The transcript is spliced from 2 exons. NCBI's taxonomy places the organism in Eukaryota, Fungi, Ascomycota, Dothideomycetes, Eremomycetales, Eremomycetaceae.
AUGUUUCAUAAUCGAGGAGCUGCUGCCCGCAAGAAGAAGGCUUCUCAAGGUGGAGAGGGCGAUGACUUAUCUGCUACAGAUCCACACCUCACCGAUCCGGGGCUUCUGCGGAAACAUACAACAUUCCGGCCGUACACCGUUCCUAGCACAGGCAUUACGUAUCCCAGAAUACGCACAUUCUAUCGGCCUCAUCCCUAUGCCAGCAAACUUCCAUCUCGCCCACGUUCCCUUCCGCUCUUGGUGUUCUGUCACGGGUUGGGUGGAUCCGUUGCUCAGUUUGCGCCACUCCUCACAUCACUCGUGAACCUAGGGCCAUGUCUUGCUAUCGAUCUGCCGGGCUGCGGUCGGUCUCAAUUCGCGCCGACCAAUUGGGAGGCAUAUGGAUGCCAUGCGCUGGCUGAAUUAGUGGCUACGGCCAUCCAUGAACACCUGGAUAUGGAGGUCCCCGAACAAGAUGACGCGUCUGACAGCGAUGCGGAAAUGGAACUAAUUGAUCUUGAUGAGCUACAGCUCAAGCCCAAGUCAACGACGCGAGAACCGCAGCAAAUUAUCUUAAUCGGUCACAGCAUGGGCACUUUCCAUCUUUCGCUUCUCGCAUCUGCUACCAGCCCUCUCUCAAGAGAGGCGUGUCAGCUCCGAUCUCGGAUCAUCGGUAUCAUACCGAUAUGCCCCGGGACAACCACGCCGUCUAAGAAGGUCACCAGGAUCGCGAAAGUGUUGCUUAACAUCCCGACACCGAUAUUCCAAGCAUGGCGGUCAAUCGACCAAAGGGGAGGACCCCAAAGCGCUAGUGUCCUCAGGUUCGCUGGCGAAGAUGCGGACGAGGAGACGCGACGCCUGCAGUGGCGAUACAACAUACAGAGCGUAUCGAAAGUAUGGAGACGAUAUGUAUGGGGUUUGCUUCCCAAGUACAUUGGCGUCGAAGCACAGGAGAACACGACGCCCGGCCGGAGGGUUUGGUCAGGUGUCAAAUGCCCCAUGCUCCUCGUUGCUGGCGAGCUCGAUUCGAUUACAAAGCCAACUGAGAUCCCCAAAAUCCUUGCAUUUCUGGGUAGAGAGGACGCCGUGGACUCACUGGGCCAGUGCAAAGAGCAACAAGAACAGAGCUCUACAUUCGAGAUACCUGACUCCGCCGCCCCUAUUGCUGCUCCACCGAUACCAACCGCGAACGACUCCGACGAUUCCCCCAACGCGAAACCUGCGUCGCCAGCCGCUGUAUCUUCUACACAGUACAUCGAGACGCACACUCUUGUCGGUGCACGACAUACUCUUCUCUACGCGACAACCACCCGACGCGCUCUUGCCGGUCUCAUCGCUACAUUCCUCCGACGACUCGACCCACGUCUGGACGCCGGCUGGCAGCUGCAGCAUCUUACCACUGAGGGCAAAUGGGACGUCAAAAACCUGGAGAAAUGGAGGCGAACUCCCGCCGUCAGCGGUGUCAUCGCGGGCCAGUUUCGCGCCAUGAAGGUACUGCGAGAGGUGGACGAGACGCACACGCCAGACACGUUUGCGGGGACAUACGGUCGGUCGGGUGGGCAGACGGGCGGGGUAGUGGUUGCAGUGGUGGACAUCAGCCAUGAGACCCCGCCGUAUCAGCCCCGCGGUCUCGAAGGGCGGGGCAUCAAAUACCAUAAAUUCCCCACGGUGUCGAAGCUCCAGCCAUCACGCGAGGAGGCCAAUGGUUUUUUCGCCGUCAUUGACGGCAUCAUCCAGGAGAUCGCCGCAUCCGACAGCGACAGCGAGACGAGCCUGAUCGCUGUGCACUGUCACUAUGGCUUCAAUCGGACCGGAUUCUUCCUGGUGAGUUAUAUGGUGGAACGACUUGGAUGGACGCUCGGCGAUGCAAUCGAGGUGUUCGCAAGGAUGCGCGCACCGGGGAUACGGCAUCAGCAUUUCCUAGACACGCUUUGGGUAAGGUACGGGCUCGGGGAGACCCGAGCGGGUUAG